This is a messenger RNA of Purpureocillium lilacinum, 729 nucleotides long. RefSeq lists its product as uncharacterized. Lineage: Eukaryota; Fungi; Ascomycota; Sordariomycetes; Hypocreales; Ophiocordycipitaceae. The record is from RefSeq and is a predicted model, not a curated record. Gene Ontology annotation, molecular function: 5-formyltetrahydrofolate cyclo-ligase activity. Gene Ontology annotation, biological process: tetrahydrofolate interconversion; folic acid-containing compound biosynthetic process. Gene Ontology annotation, cellular component: mitochondrion.
AUGGCCGCCUCGCUCACCGCUGCCAAACAGCAGCUGCGGAGCCUCAUGAAGCGGCGCCUGUCGUCGGUGCCCCAAGAGUCCGUCACCGUUCAGAGCCGCAACAUCUUCGAGUCCCUGAGGGACUUCAAGCCCUACAAGGAUGCCACUCGCAUCAGCAUCUACCUGUCCAUGCCCGCCGCCGAGGUGCAGACCGACGCCAUCGUCCGCGACGCCCUCGCCGCCGGCAAGCAGGUCUUCGUCCCGUACCUGCACAAGUCGCCCCUCGAGACGCCCGACACGCCCGCGCGCGUCAUGGACAUGGUGCACCUGAGGAGCGUCCAGGACUACGAGAGCCUCACGCUGGACCGCUGGGGCAUCCCCAGCAUAGACCCGGCCACCGUCCACGAGCGCCAGCGCAUCCUCGGGGGCCCGGACGCGCAGAGGUCGGACGCCGCGACGCUGGACCUGAUGCUGAUGCCCGGCGUGGCCUUUGACUUUGACGAGGCCGGCUCGGUGCGCAGGCUCGGCCACGGCAAGGGCUUCUACGACUUCUUUCUCAACCGGUACUUGGCCAAGCAGGGUAGCAGCACGGAGCGGCCGCCGUUGCGCUUGUACGGCCUCGCCCUCACCGAGCAGCUCCUGGCGUCCGGCUCGGGCGAGGAGGUGCCCACCGGCGCGCACGAUCGCCGGCUGCACGGGUUGGUCUUGGGCAGCGGCGAGAUUCGCCAGUCUUCCACGAGUAGCGUCUGA